Rhipicephalus sanguineus (brown dog tick) is the source of this 10156-nucleotide messenger RNA. RefSeq names its product MOB kinase activator 1B. The record is from RefSeq and is a predicted model, not a curated record. Lineage: Eukaryota; Metazoa; Arthropoda; Arachnida; Ixodida; Ixodidae. Gene Ontology annotation, biological process: positive regulation of protein phosphorylation; hippo signaling. The transcript is spliced from 3 exons. Bases 259 to 927 code for a protein of 222 amino acids. Gene Ontology annotation, cellular component: cytoplasm; nucleus. Gene Ontology annotation, molecular function: protein kinase activator activity.
UUUUCAAAGGCUGUUAGCGUCCUCUGUGUAGGUGGAAGCGACAGGAGUGUUGUGUACGUCACGAACACUCCCACCACCUUUCCGGCCGGAACUGCCGGAAACACCUUUCGGAAACUGCACGCAGCAGCCAGCUUCUUCUGGUGGUGUUUGGUCACGGUUUCGUGCGUAACAUGGUCACUUCCGGAUAACGCGGACUGCUGUGACUUGGUCUGCGGCUUGGUAUCUGCAGCGAAACAUCAAUCGGCGCGCGGCGGCGAGAUGAGCUUCCUUUUCGGGGGUCGCUCCUCCAAGACCUUCAAGCCAAAGAAGAACAUCCCGGAGGGCACCCACCAGUAUGACCUGAUGAAGCAAGCGGCCGCCACUCUGGGCUCUGGCAAUCUGCGGCUCGCCGUCAUGCUGCCCGAGGGCGAGGACCUCAACGAGUGGGUGGCUGUCAACACGGUGGACUUCUUCAAUCAGAUCAACAUGCUGUAUGGCACGGUGACCGAGUUCUGCACCGAAGGCAGCUGUGCAGUCAUGUCGGCGGGCCCCAAGUACGAGUACCACUGGGCCGAUGGACAGACGGUCAAGAAGCCCAUCAAGUGCUCAGCCCCCAAGUACAUUGACUACCUCAUGACAUGGGUGCAGGACCAACUUGAUGACGAAGCCUUGUUCCCUUCCAAGAUAGGUGUGCCCUUCCCCAAGAACUUCUUCUCAAUCGCAAAGACAAUCCUGAAGCGGCUUUUUCGAGUCUACGCACACAUCUACCACCAGCAUUUCUCGGAGGUGGUGCAGUUGGGCGAGGAGGCGCACCUUAACACCAGCUUCAAGCACUUCAUCUUCUUCGUCCAGGAGUUUGGGCUCAUCGAUCGGCGGGAGCUGGUGCCCCUGCAGGAGCUCAUUGAGAAGCUCACCAGCAAGGACAGGGACAGCAACCCGUCACGCUAGGGCACCGCUGUCUUCCUUCCUGAAACAACGCACGCCACCGCUACUUUUGCCCCCCUCCUUUCUGUUGUUCUGCAUCGGUAAAGACUUCCUUUAGGCUUAACGCCAGCCAACGUUCUGCCUUGUGUUGUCCUUGAACACUGCUGGAACAACCAAAUGUUUGCCUUGAAUGCUUGUCGUCAGGGGUAUGAAAAGGAAGCACCCUUGAUGGCACCUAGAUUCACUGCAUCACUUUUGCCGCUCAGAUGUUUUUCCACCGUCUGUUGAUUUCCAAGUAUUCUGCGUUACCAUGCAUGUUUCCGUGAGGCUAGAAGCACACUGUGCAAUUUUCAAAGAUGUCGUUUUGACACUUUGAUUCUAUCAGACAUGCUGCCAUCAGCUGCAGGUGGCCUUAGUUGAAGGAAGUGCUCCUGUCAUUUCAGUGAAUAUCCCCAUGCCACAGUCAGUUGCUAUGCUUCCAUCUACUGUGUGUUGGUCCAUACUUUUAGAGCUUCUGUGUCAACAACCCAUUUUGUCCUGCUCAUCUGUUGUGCCACUUUCUACCGUGGGACUGAAUCGUCUUUUUGUACUUGCUACUUGGCCAAAUUUGCAAGGCCACAGAAGCCUGUUGCACCCCAGUGAGACGUGGAAAUUUGACACUUUGAAUGAGUGCUCUAUACUGCAGCGUCAGUUUGGCGAUAUGCUACCAGAGUAGAAAGGCAAUCAUCAUAUGGAGUUAAUAGCAGCGUUGAUCAGUAAAUGAGCCAGCAAGUUGUAUAUAUUUAUAUUAAGCAAUUUUUGCAAAAUUAACAUUGACCUGAUCAGUCACAAUAAGUGAUGACAAGAUGACAGUGCAUCGAACACCUGAAGAACAUGCUGCACAUUUGUAAGUGUUAAUGGCAAAGCAUUUAUUUAUUUCCAUACCUUCAAAGCCAAUAUGGCAUUAAGGAAGGAAUUUAUUUAUUCCCAUACCUUCAAAGACCAAUAUGAUGUUAAAGAAGGGAGCAUACAUAAAAACUCACAGGGUCCCUUAUGCAUUCGCCUAAGGUGACUCGAAGGCAAAAGCCAUCUUCUUCUCAUUCAAUGUAUUGCUCCUCCCCCUCCGAAAGCUUUCUGCCCUUCACCUAGCUUUGCACUGGCUCCGUCAUCGGCCCACCUUUGACCGAGUGACAAUGUCACGUGGUGGUGUCAGCAGGUGACAUCAUAGUGCCGUCAUGAUGACUUCACAAAUUUUGCCGAUCUGUGAUGUCAUCGUGUGAUGAUGAUUUUUUGCAUCACUCGUGUUGACGCCGACGCCUACGGUCAAUUUUUGCGUUUGAUGAGGCAUCUAAGGCUUUCACCUUAAUAAAUAUGUGUAUAAGUUCACACGUGUUAACACCUUGUUGAUGCCUUAUAAACAAGGCACCUUUUAUUUACAGAGGAAGAACAGUGGUGUCCAUAAGCCAGAAUACACAGACAAUUUAAAAUCUCAAAGAAGUUGUUUCCAAAGUAGAGCUUUUCCUGCAUUGAGUAAUAUAUCUUUUUGAAAAACUGCUAUCAAGGCUUUGUAUGUCAACUCGGAAAAGUAAGUUUUGUAAAUGCAUUCAUCGGCAAGUGUCACUAAACUUUUCCAUCUGGCAGCCUGCGUAUGAUACUGAUGGUGUAGAGCACUCCUUCAGCGUGACGCUAAGCUUCCUAUAUGCCUGGUAUAAAAUCUGGAUGUGCACACUUGCUUCUUGGUCAGAGUUUUCCCCAACAUGCCAAUGACACUUAUAAAAAAUAUCUUAAAUGCCUAUUUUUUUGUGAUUUGCUGUAGAUGACCAUUCAGAUAGCAAAAUACAAGGCUCAUAGUUAUCAAGGAACAUAGCACAUGAUCGUCACCUAUGAUGUGUGGUUGACUUAGUGUUGGUCUUGCAUCACUUUGCACAAAUGAUUUGAUUCACCACAACAUUUCUAAUGGAAAUGGACAUUUGUGCAUUCUGUAUGCGCCUCAUUUUGAACCCGUGACUAUUUUGUACUUUUCUAUUGGCUUUUACCUAUCGUAGUUGUGAGCAUUGCAUUUUGUACACCUUCUGCUCCAUGCUCAUGUCUAUGGUGGUCUCAUUGAGAAUCUGCUCAUGGACUCUCCUGCAAAUCGUUGCCAUUGUGUUUCACCAUGCAGGAAUGUCUGCUCAACAGAGAAGCUGAAAGAACCUUGUGUUCAGUGAGUUGUCUUUUAUGCUGACCCACGUUGUGAAAGGCAGUAUUAAAAAUUUGCCGUUUUUAUUACUCCACACAGCAAACUAAAGAGACUUGUGCAUUUGUCCUGUCCUAGGAAUGCGUGGGUCAUCAACUGCGGCACACAAAUGCUCAACUGCUUGAGGGAGACCUUUGUUGUCUGGAAAUUGGGCAAAACCUCAUCAUGAUGCAUGCUCUUUUUGCCUUGACUCCAGUUCUUGAACUUAUUGUGCUUUAGGGGUCCCUAGACUUUACUGCGCCAAUGUGCUCUGGAAGCCUCGUACUUGAUAUUGGUUUGUGCACAAUAACACAGCUGCUGCUGUGUGGCAAUACAGUAAAACCUUGUUAGUACAUACUCACUUUAAAUGCACUAACACAGUUGCGAUGAAUCACCAACUGUGCCUAAUUUAUUUGCUGACCACGUAUGCUGUAGUAGUUCUUCCUGUGCCUACCACAUUGUGCAUACUAUGAUUGCUUUUUGUCGCUUGUAUGUUAACUGUGCCCCUUAAAUCGUGGUGUGGCCAGCGCCAGAAUGUCCUGCAAAUAAGUCUUCCGCACUUGCGGUAAGGGCAGAGACCAGUCCACCGAAGAUUCAUACUUUGCAGACAAGGAACGAAAAAGCAUGAAGGCUUGAUGGCAGCCACCGAAAAAUGCAUCAGUAUGACUUAAUGCCAACAACCCUAUCACAAUAAGCAUUUACAGCUACCUGCUCAACCGCGCAUGUGGUGUAGCGCUGAGUAAGUGAACUGCACACUCUCAUUAGGUGACAAGCCGCACGUGCUGCGCUGACUGCCCUGCCAUUCGCUAUCACCUUCUUCCACAGGGUCGCUAGUGUGCCGCGGAGGUGUGCAGUGCGCUUUGCUCACAGAAGUGAAAGCAGCUCGCCAUUGCUGCGUUAAACCAACAAAAUACUCGCCAAAUAAUCCGUGCAUGGUCAUGAGAAGAGUGGGUAUGAACGCACCCAUGGCAAGUGCGCACAUAUGGUACCGCAAGCUCCCCGGCUUUGACAGUGUGAGCUUAGAAGGUGACGUACUGCACGCAACUAGCUAGGGACUAUUGGCUCCGCACAACAGCAGAUACGGCGGGUAAUAAGCAUCGCCAGUUUUCGCUCAGUAGCAGAUCGCAGUACAUCUUAUUCAUAUGUACUGGGCAAUAUCGAACGAGUUGUCUGGCUGCUUUGGUGCCAUAUCUGCCACGGUGAGUGUUCCCUGUUACAAUUUCAAAAUGUUUCUUGGCUUCGCAACCAUGCACUGUAGCUGAGUCAGGUGGAGAGGGCCAGAAUUUCUGCACUUUGGUAAAAUAGUAAGAGGAGGCCUUGUCAUGGGUACUUUAGACAAAAUUUACUGUGGCAUUGGAUCUGUUUCUUCAUUGGUACCAAUCGCGUACGUCAAGAGAUGCAAAGGUGUGCGUGGCAGUUACUGCAUAGUACUGUUUACUGCAUACUUACACAACAUUCCCAGAAGGCAUGUAUUAAUAAGGUUUUACUGUAAUGUGCUGACUGUAGUGGUAGCAGAUUGCUUGCCUGCAGUGCAACUGAGACAAAGCCAAAACACUGCCAGCGUCUGUGCCUGUAUGCCACAAGUCACUGGCUUGUCGCCCCUUCAGGUUACGCUGGUAACAAAGUUUAUGGGAGCAGCACUUGGCAAACUGCUCCUGAUGUUUCUCUUGUCCAAUCGCCCUGGCAGGCCUGCCACCACCUCCAACACUCCUGCUCACCUACGUGGGUCAUUACACUGGGUGUAAAUGUGCCUCUAACUCCAUAUAUAUUGCGGUCAUCUUGAAAACCUCUAGUUAGGACUGAAUGUUGACAUUUAUGGUCCUGCAAGCUCUGUCAUAAGCAUUCAUUGGGUAGAAUCAGUUUAAUUUGAUGGCACUUUUAUGUUGUCUUUCCUGGGUGAAAAUAUCACCUGCUCCAGAAGACUGGAAAUGUGUGAUUGGGUGUGCGCCUGUCUGAAAGUAGCUGUAACCAAAUGUAAAGCAGCAGUGACACAGCGUCUCAUGUGAAUGAAGGUGGUAUUGGAUAGUGCAAAAAGAUGCGGGGCACAUACACUAGUGUGCUGUUUCCGUGUUUUUGGCUUGUCGUCUAUUCUGUGCUCUUCAUCACUUGUCUCAGACAAGGUUAGACUCCAACCAGCUAAUUUUUUUGCAUUUUAUCAUACUUUGGUGUAUCCUAAAUGCUAUCUUAGUGUUAGCUCUGUUGUUCUUUGUUCUGGCUCAAUCCCUAAACUUUGGCCUGCCUGACUGCUUCCUCUAGUGUUUGUAAUGAGUGUUGUAUGCCUUGAAAUAACUGAACGCUUAGGUUUGAAAUUAAAUUAGACAAAUCUUACAUCUAGCACUGGUAGGUUUUUUUCUCGUUUGUUGUUGCCUGAAGCGUCGGUGUAUCCAUUUUUCGAGCUCUUUACGUGCUGGAUGUGCAUCUUGGUCCUUCUCACCUCGCAGCCAUGUGGGGAGAUGAUCCAGAUGCAUGCUGGGGCAAUUUCAGUGAACUGCUGGCUUUCAUGUUCGCUUUUUCAUCUGGCGAAUAGUUGCUGUAAGCCUGUACAGCUAAUCCCAUUAUGCAAUUCAUGUGUUACAAUAUAAUCCUAUGCAUGGCAAUUAAGUGCCGCUACACUGCUGUAGCUUCAUUGCACAGUUCUUGUACAUAUGCGCAUGAGCGCAUGUGUAGAUGACAAAAAAAAAUAUGUUCAGGGAAUUUGCUUCAUAACUCGCUCCCCUUGAAGUCUUUGGUAUGUGAAAAGUUGCUAAAACGGUCUGAUUACUUGAUAUAGCUUAGCCCAUUGCUUUACAGAAUAGUUUUAAAGGUGUGAUGCUUAAAGUACUUCUAUAGAUUUGAGAAAUAUGGCUUAUCUUGCUUUAAGGGUUCUCCAAAGUAUGUUUUAUUUACAGAAAUGUUCUUUUUUUUUUCACGUUUUUUUAUAAACUUUAAACACAAUUCCCUUCCCCCUCUAUCACCAGGUAAACUUCAUUCACUAGCUGUUUAACAUAUGGCAGGUCGAACCACCUGCGGGCUGAUGUCUUUUGAAGGGUCCAACUGCAGCAACAGCUUUUGACUUGAUGGACCGAUCCACUGCGGUGAUGUUGUCGCAUGACUGCAACUUCUACAGCCCACACACAUCUCUCUUCUUGGCACAGUGCUCCGUACGGAACAUUUUUCUACCAUAAUGGAUAGACAUUACCACAAUGCACGUGCACCCAGGCCUUGGCAGCUGCGAAUGGUCUCGUGUGGGCUGUCAUGGUUAUAAAUCUGUUUCUGUGCUCGAACACCCUAUUCUGAGCUCAGAGGCUUGGUUUCAUUAUGGUAUGAACGUAACUCCCCAUAUUUUUAUUUAUUUUUAUUUUUUUCGUGUGUCAAGUAGUUUUGAGGUGGUAAUCCUGGUCACUUCCCUUUCCCAGUGUGUUUAGUUAUGCUGAGAGGCAGUUUCAUGUAGCAACGCAUGCAUAGCAGCACUAGCAUUGGUACAGAGUAGCAUGUUGUCCUAUUUACAAACUCGUGUCUGGGGAGCGUAGCCUAAUGGCUGUGCGUGACCGGCGCAAAUUCAUAGGGCCUGAUGAAACUCGGGCAGGUGCCUCACACCGUAACAAAUGCCGAGAAAGUGAAAGUGCAUCGUGUCACUGCAGGCAUAUGGAUGAGGGUGUAUUGAAAGCACUGCAUGACCUUACACAUUAUCAAUACCUUGUUGCAUGAGUGUUGCACUGAGUGAAAGUUUGGAGCAUGAACUAGGUAUGAAUAGUUAGUCAAAGAGGUGUGAUUGGCUGAGGAACUACAUGAUGCAGGGGAUAGAUAUGGAGGUGGUGCAGUGGUCAUUCAAUGUGGAAUCAAAAAGGAAAUUGCUCGAUGUAGUGCCACUUGUCACUGCCUUGAGCCAGUGACAUUCCGUAUUUCCAAGCUGUAAGUGCCCCUCAUGUGUGGUCUUGACUGAACCAUGUUUGUGCAAAUGCAGAAAAAGUGACUAAUAUUUUUUUAUAUUUAGUAAUAAUAUGAGUGGCAUUUCUUUGGGAGCAUCUGAUUGUUGGGUGCAUGCAGCAUUCUUAAGGUCAAUCUCCAGUCACAAGAUUUCUUGACUGUCUGUUUUCUUUGACAUGUAGAGCUUUUAAACGGCGCUAAGGUUUGCACACGUUGUGCGCUUUUCAUGGAAGUAAUCUGAACUGCCACCAUAGAAAGAAAAAAAAUGCAUAAAAUGAAGCGGUCCUGUCGUGUGGUUACCACCUUACUCAGAAAUUAAGUCAGCUAUGCAAUGAUGUUGAAACUCCGGUGUGUAUUUUGUGAGGUUUAUUUAUGCAGUAAUAGUGCAUCGUCCCCCACCCCUUUUCACACACACACACAUACAUGCUUUUAUACAUCUGCCUACAUUUGCAAUAGGAUCAGCCGGCCGUGAGCGAUUGAUAAGACUAGCACAGGAUGGAGCUGAAGGUAUCGCUCCGAAAUAGUGGCUCUGUAUUUGAAUUAUUCUUUGUACAAGCAGGAAAGGAAAAUUUGUUGCGUACUGCAUUUUAUCAACAUCAGUGCAUCCAAAAAGUGAUCACUGAUUGAAAUUCAGCCAGUGCCAGGAGUGUGGAAAGCAGUGUGCAAGAGAUCCAAGCGUAACGCUAUGCAUGGUGCACAUCUGUUCACAAAGCUUCAUGCAACGUUCGGCUACCACAGUCACUGCAUUUUCUUGCGAGCUGUGUGGAUGCCCUCAAGUUGGAAUGUAGGCAACAGAAGUGUGAAGAGGCACAUCUCAAAAUCCUUGCUGUUCACAUGGGCCAUGAAGAAAUCCAAGUUUUUGACAGCUUCCAUGUUCUAAAAGCUGCUACAACUAUACUAGCAGCAGUACAAGCAUGUGUAUAAAGCUGUGCAUCUCUUCGGUGCUUUUUAUUUUCCAGGCUGUAUAUGCUUGAAGUUGUGCUUGUGCCCUUAGCAACAGGGUAGAUACUCCAUUUCUUCUAAUGCAUGUUUCGUUCUUUGCAUUUCCAGCCUCUGACUUCUGCUUUUUGUUUGCUUAAAAGCUGUUAUUUCUUGUUUACCUUUUUGUUUUUAUUUAUAGGGAAGCAGUUGUGGUAAUAAGUGUGGGUGGCCAUUGUGUGGUUCUGGCUCUCCGUUAUAAGGAAAUUGUGCUGUUUUUGACUGUUAACUAUUCAAGUGACUGUUGCACCUACGUUUCUUUAUGGGAAGGCUGUAGAGGUAACUGUCAGUUGUGUGCAAGGAUCUUUGUUAUGGCUGUCAGUGAGCGGUCCAGGAACUCAUGUAGUGUUUCUUGCCAUUCCUUUGCUCUCGCUAUCUGCCAUUGUGGCUGUGAUUUGGUUAGCUGAAUCCCAAUUUUCAUUAUUUGUGAUAACCGUGGUCCCAUUUCCACGCAGUACGCAAUGCUUUUUGUUUUAUAGGCCUUAUGAUAGCUUUAAGCAUGGGUUCCUCUGUUCCUCAGUGAAUAGCCGGUGGCUGCCUGUACCAUGCAUUAAACUAAUAGAAGACUGUUUGUCUUGCCAUGUUCCAAGGUAUAUGUACUGUGCUACAUUUUUAAUUAUGAAGUGUUGUGCUUGUAAACUCCUAUGAGCAAUUUUUUUUUUCCCAAUGGACUUAGUCGUUCUACACCAUGGUAAUGUCAUGUCUUUUUCAUUGUUCUUUCUUGUGGGUACUUGCAGGCCAUCAGUGUUGUGCGGUCAUUUUGUUUUGAUUCGUGUGUUAUCGUUGCAAGGUCUGUAUGCUGUGUUGUUUUUGUUUGAUGUGAACCUUGUUUUAGAAAGUUGUUCCUGGCGUUUUUACCUUUACCACUAAUGCAAUUCAGGUUGGGCAUGACUGGCUGAUGACUGGGACACUGGGGAGUCUCUGCCCUUUAUGUGCGUAGACUGCUUGCUGUCAGAGUUAUGCACAAAAUGUUUGUUGUUUUUCCUGGCAUUGUACUCUGAGCUCCUCGUAUGUAUGCGAGUGUAAUGACCUACCUUCUCUGCCGUCGCAGUCGGUGGAGCAUGUGUAGCUGCAGUUUUGGAGCUGUUUCAGUCUUGGCAUGGCUGUUCUGCAGUUGUGCUCCUUACUGCAGUUGGCUUUUGCAAUUAAUGCAUGCCUUGGGUUUAAAUUGCAGCAAUUGUAUAUGUGCACCAUUUAUACUUAUUGUUUGCUUUCAUGUUCUCAGGUCCACCCCGCCCACACCAUCUACACAUGCGCACACAUUAAGGCUUUACCUGGAAUGUGGAAGAACAGUAAUUGCAGUUAGACCUUUAUUUGAUCGUACAGGUGGGAUAUACGUAAAAAGAAGCAUCUCUUCUUGCAAGUAGCACUCAUCAAGCUGGCUUCAACUUACAAUGUUAGAAAGCUUAUGUGCACCCAACUGAAAUUUGCAUGUGGACUGCACCAGCUUUAUGAAUUUUCUCGUUAUAGUUUGCUUCUUCAUUUUCAUUGAAGCUUAAAAAUCCUUGUGUUCUUGUCGUGUGAAAGGCGGGACAUUAUGUGAAGAAAAAAAAUAUGAAAGGAAAAGCUGUUUCCAGUUGUGACAUUUCUUUGUUCAUAGUUUUCACUUUUUACGUCACAAGAAAGCAUGAACCAACCAGCCCAGCAGCAAGCAUAGUAAUAAGUGUGUUGUGUGAGCCCUUCAACACAAGACCCCUCCUUGAAUCUUGGCUAAAGGGCAGUGAACUAUGUUAAAGUGCAGAUGCGGUGUACAGUAAAGUGCUGAACUGUGGCGGCAAUUCUCUGUAGACAUAUGGCUGUGUCAGCUCCCAUGCCUCACAUUUUUUAGGUUUUUUUCUCCACAUACUGCACGAAGUGACCUUACAUGACAUGUCUGCUGUCAGAAAUGUUCAGCCCCGUGAACUGAUAUUUCUUCCAUGAUCUGCCAGUAAACUUCGAACUCUGUACGAACAGUGUAGUUUCCUCUUUUUUGCUAAUGUCUUCAGCACAAAGGCAAAGAUUUUUUUACAGAACUCAAUUUUGUACAAGGCAAUGAUGCAGCUGCCUUUGAGGGCAGUGUUCAGCUGUGCACAUUGACAGUGCAUGCUUUCCUUUUGUACGCUGCACAAUAUGGAAUGUGACAUUCACAUGUGUUUGACGAGCACCUAGGAUGUAAAUAAAUUAUUUGAUAUAUGA